CCUUGCCGGAUCAGGAAGUAGUCUUGGAAUUUCUUGGAAGAGCUUUUGGUAAGCAGUGGCUGAAAUUAGCUGUUCUGUGUCAGCGGGUUGAUUUUUCUUUGUUCCAGAGCAAUUCGCAAUCGUAAACCAGUGUCCCAGAGGCAGAGCCUAGUAUCGGACAAGAAGCACAAAGCCACCAUGUCGUCAACAUCACAAAAGCACAGGGAUUUUGUCGCUGAGCCCAUGGGGGAGAAGUCAGUGAGGGCAUUGGCUGGAAUUGGGGAGGUGUUGGGUGAGAGGCUAGCAGAGAAGGGCUUUGACAAGGCAUAUGUGGUCCUGGGGCAAUUCCUAGUACUGAAGAAGGAUGAGGAACUGUUCCAGGAUUGGCUGAAACACGUGUGUUGUGCCAACUCCAAGCAGCAGAGAGAUUGCUAUGGCUGCCUGCAGGAGUGGUGUGACUCCUUUCUGUAGUACUCUGCCCCAAAAUCUUGCAUCAGCACUGUGUCUGUGGUUACACAGAAUCAAACAAGUGUCCUCACUGUUCUCUCUCCCUCUCCUGUAUUCACAUGUCUGUUUACAGUUUACGUGUCCCAACUCACACCCAUGUUGCAUGAUCUGUUUAUACAAUGUGCAUUUUAAUGCGCUGUGAACUGGCUUAAGUCAAAUUUGACAUGCAUGCUAAUCUUUAAGCGCUAGCCAAUUGACAAUAGCAGUUUGCAACAGUUGUAGUAUCAGUCCCUAAAAAUGAAAAACACUUUUUGUGGUGCUUGGCCAGGUCUUUUAUUAGUGGGUGAGUCAGAUGUGAUUGGGGUUCAGCUUGUAUAUCUCUCUCCAUACCUCUAUAAUGACAUGUAUUUUGGAAGGAAGAGGGAACUUUCUUUUUCUGCUGCAAUGUAUACAUUUUGCCAUGUGAAAUCUAUUCAUAUAGUGAAGUCUACUCCUUUUACAGAAAAUGUCUUUAUAAAAUUGUAUAUUUUCAUAUAAGGUGACUACUGGGAGUCAUAUAAGGACAUGAGCAAGUUUGACGAGCGUAUCUUGCGUAUCAUUUGUCUGUUUAAUUUUUAAAUUGUUUUCACCUAAUUACAUUUGAAGCUAAACGGAUUUUUUUUAACUUGAUGUCAAAUCUUUGUCAUUUUACAUCUUCGUUCCUUGCCCUUGUUUUUGUGUGAAUUGUGCCUGCAAACUACAACACUGCACAAGUUGGAAUUAUGGUUUUAUCAUUUUAAUGCAACACUUAACAAUUUCAGCUGCAAAAAUCCUCUUGCUGUAUAUUUAAAUGGUCAAUCCAUUCUGGAUGUGGACUGUCAUUCUUAAAGAUGGUAAUGGGGAUGGGAAUAUUUUCUGCUGUCAUGAAUGUUCUAAAAAUUCUAAACCUUGUGAAAUGGUUUCUUUUUUUAAAAUUGUGCCCUGCAUCACAGAAUAUGUCCUGUAAUUUCUAUUUUUAAAGAAUCGUUUGCAAUAAAAUUAAAUGAAAUGGG
Conger conger (European conger) is the source of this 1457-nucleotide messenger RNA. RefSeq names its product barrier-to-autointegration factor A-like. The transcript has 3 exons. The coding region runs from base 178 to 450 and encodes 90 amino acids. Gene Ontology annotation, molecular function: DNA binding. The record is from RefSeq and is a predicted model, not a curated record. Lineage: Eukaryota; Metazoa; Chordata; Actinopteri; Anguilliformes; Congridae.